AUGACCAGAAUCCAGGGCUCACCGAAGCAAAAGCUCAAAUCGUCCGUCCAGCGCUCCCUUCGCCAGGGCCUUCUCGACACAUACCCUCUUCUCAACCCCUACAUCGACGAGAUCCUGCCCAAGAAGGCCUCCCUCUCAAGCAUGAAGCUGACCGACCGUAACACCCUCUACGUUCUCGACUCGACACCUCUCUUCUACCAACAGGAUCUCACUGGUAUCCUCGUUCCCCACCUCCGCCUCGUACACCGUUUUCCUCAAGCGUUCCCAAGCAUUCGUAUAGACCGCGGUGCCAUUCGCUUCGUCCUCUCAGGCGCUACCCUCAUGGCCCCUGGCUUGACUUCCCCAGGAGGCAGACUGCCUGCUGAUGGUGUCCCCGAGGGUCUACAAGAGGGCAAGGAGAUGGAACAAAAGAUGGACGAGGAGGGACGAUGGACCAGGGAGCUUGUCAAGGGUGAGCCUGUGGUUGUCAUAGCUGAGGGCAAGGAGGAGGCUUGCGCAGUGGGAACACUCGUCGUAGGAACCAAGGAGGUCAAGGCCAAGGGUAAAGGGCCCGUGAUUGAGGACGCUCAUUAUUUGGGCGAUGGACUGUGGAACUUGAGCACUGAGUAG
Messenger RNA from Fusarium subglutinans, 609 nucleotides. RefSeq names its product PUA domain protein. Lineage: Eukaryota; Fungi; Ascomycota; Sordariomycetes; Hypocreales; Nectriaceae. Bases 1 to 609 code for a protein of 202 amino acids. Gene Ontology annotation, biological process: formation of translation preinitiation complex. The transcript has a single exon. The record is from RefSeq and is a predicted model, not a curated record. Gene Ontology annotation, molecular function: RNA binding.